ACGUGCCAUAUGGCAUAUGUGAUGUUAGACUAACAGCAUCAGGUAGAGAGCACCGUCAUUGUUUUCUAGAUUGCCUUCCAGUGCACACAUGUCAGGGAAAAAGUUAAUUUCUCAUGUCAACUAUGAUGAUGGGGGAGGGGGUCGUUUCCUUUCAUAAGGAAAAGCACACCUGGUAUUGGAAAACAAUUCUUUGCUUGCAGGCAAAAUGAGGAAAUGUCUUAAAUGUAAUGCCCAGAGUCCCCUGGUGCUGGAUGGAGUGUGGCUUGAGUGACCGCCCUCCUCGCUUCGCACAGAGCGGUUGCUGUUGUUGUACGUGCAAUGCUUUGCAUGGCUUACCUCUCCUAAUUCCCACAACCACCAUAGGAGGUCGUAUCCCCAUUAUCUGCAUCUUCGAUAAGGAACGUGCAUGGCGGAGCUAAGAUUCAGUGGAGGCUUCCUCCCUGAAGACGCAGUGUGUUCUCAUCAGCAACCAGGCUGCCCUCAGUUUAGGGGAAUAAUUAACUUCCUGGAGUUGGGGAAACUUGAAAGGAAUGCAGGAGGAAGUAUCUGCAAGAGAAAGAACUUCCGGCGUGAAGCACAGACCCCCAGGGCACUCGGGCUGGUUUGUGGCUGCGGUUAUGGACGUGUGUCUGAGCUCCGAGCUGCGGGAAGCACCGUGCACCCCAGAUGGCUGCUUAGAGCCGGCGGCGGCGGCGGCGGGGUCUCUCCAGGAGGAUGGCACCGGCGGACCCCCAGGAGAUUCUAACAAGAUAGAACCAUCUCUGCAUAGCCUCCAGAGAUUUGUCCCUACAGAUUACGCCAGCUACACGCAGGAGCAUUACCUGUUUGCCGGCACAAAGAUCGUCAUCCAAGAAUCCAUAGAGAGCUAUGGAGCGGUGGUGUGGCCCGGGGCUACGGCUUUGUGUCAGUAUUUGGAGGAACAUACAGAGGAACUGAAUCUCCAAGAUGCCAAGAUACUUGAGAUUGGUGCUGGACCAGGCCUUGUCUCCAUUGUGGCCAGUAUUUUAGGAGCUCAAGUCACAGCAACGGAUUUGCCUGAUGUCCUAGGAAACCUUCAAUACAAUCUUUUGAAGAACACAUUAAAACGUGCAGCAUAUCUGCCGGAAGUGAGAGAGCUGGUUUGGGGAGAGAGCCUGGAGCAACACUUCCCCAAGUCGACGUUUUAUUACGACUAUGUUCUGGCCUCGGACGUGGUCUACCACCACUACUUCCUGGACAAGCUGCUCACCACCAUGGCGUACCUUUGUCAGCCAGGGACGGUGUUGCUUUGGGCAAACAAAUUCAGGUUCAGCACCGAUUACGAAUUCUUAGAUAAAUUCAAGCAAGUUUUUGACACAACACUCUUGGCUGAAUUUCCAGAGUCAUCAGUCAAAAUUUUCAAAGGAAUACUAAAAUGGGAUUAAAUUAAACAGAAUGCCUUUCGAAACAUUAGUGUCUUUUGAGCAGUGUUGGAAACUGUAUUGUCAAUAAAAGACUUGUGAGAUCGAGAAGGUAGUGCAUAAAAACGACUUGUAUGCCUAGAUAAACAUAAUUUAAUAUUACAGCAGCUUUCUAAAAUAACCUAUUUAAGAUUAUCUGUUUAAUCUAAAUAUCUACAAAGAGUAAUAUGAAAACUUAAAAGUAGCUGUGUUGGCUUCCAAAAAGUCUCAAUUGUUUAACAAACUUUACGUGAAUAAAUUUGUAAACAAAUGGAUUUCCCCCUUGUUCUUUCUACUGCAAAUCUGUCAAUACUACACUUUGGUCACAUGCUUUU
Mirounga angustirostris (Northern elephant seal) is the source of this 1753-nucleotide messenger RNA. RefSeq names its product methyltransferase 21C, AARS1 lysine (gene METTL21C). The coding region runs from base 531 to 1403 and encodes 290 amino acids. Gene Ontology annotation, molecular function: protein-lysine N-methyltransferase activity. The record is from RefSeq and is a predicted model, not a curated record. Gene Ontology annotation, cellular component: cytosol; cytoplasm. Gene Ontology annotation, biological process: peptidyl-lysine methylation. The transcript is spliced from 5 exons. NCBI's taxonomy places the organism in Eukaryota, Metazoa, Chordata, Mammalia, Carnivora, Phocidae.